AUGACGGGGUCGCCGCCAGCGUCUGUGCCGACGUGGAUCGUGGAGGUGACGCGGCACCGCGACUUGAGUCAGGAGGCGUUGGAGCUGGCGUUGGAGCACAUGGCAGGGCGCGCCGUGACGCUCCUCCUCGUGCACGUCAUGUCGGAAGUGCCCACCUCGCGCAACAUGACGCUGCCGGCGAGCGAGGUGGAUCCAAAGACGGCGCUGCAGCACGCCAAGAAGCUCGUCGAUAUCCUCAUGAAGCCGCUGCUCGCCACCGCCACCGCCAGCCGGGUGGCGUGCGGCACGGCGGUCGAGCUCAACGACCGCCGCGAGAUAGGGCUGUGCCUCGCUGCGCGCCGAGCCAACGCGGAGCGCGUCUACAUAGGCGUCAAAAGGUGCGGGAUGGCCGAUCUCCAGGGCGUUGCGGGGCUGGCGGGAUUUAGUGGGCUCAUCUGGUUCGAUCAGUUGUGCUCUGUUGGAUCGCCCGCGGGAGCGGGCCCCACCACCACCUGCAGCGCCUCUCCGCUCCCCCCCCCGCUCCUCCUCCCUCCGCACAUUCUCUCCCUUUUCCGUCAUUCUCCCCUUCCCCUUUCUCCCUUCCGUCCACUGCCCCCGCGUAGCAGGAAGCUGCUGGGGUGGUCAUCGUCGGGCGUGGUGGCGGCGUGUCAGACGUCGCUGCCGCGCGCGUGCACGCUCGUCGUGUCGCAGGGCGGCCGCGGCCACAAGCACCAGCAGCUCAUCGGCGCGCAGCGCACCGACCUCUCCGCGCUGCCGUCCGUCUUCCUGCAGUUCCACUCCGCGCCCUCCUCCAACGACGCCCUCGCCGCCCGCCUCGCGCCCCCCGCACUCCCCCCGCCACCCCCUCUGCGCUUAAACCCCCUGCGUUCGCCUCCCCCCUGCACGUGCGCCGCCCCUCCGACCCCCCGCCGCUGGAGGCGUCCGCCGCCCGCGCCCGCCCCUCCUGCAGCAGCGGCUGGCGGAGAGGCGGCGGAGAGGGAUCCAUGGGGACAAAUGAUGGACCGGGGGAAAGGGGCGGAGCAGAGGCGCGCGGGGGGGGGAGGGGAAAGGGGGAAGCAAUCGCGCUUAUCGUUUUCGACGCUGGAGGAGCUGCAGCAGAUGGCGGUGCGCGAAUCCGAGGCCAGCGGCGCGCAGCCCAUGUCCUCCGCGGCACGCCAUCGUUCCCCCGGCGCUGCUGCGGCCGGAAUGCCCGCCAGGGACGGGGGUUGGGGGGAAGCGGCGCUGAGGGGGGCGGGGCGCGGGGCGGGCAUGGGGCCGAGCCUCAGCGCGUCGUGCUCGCCCUCCGCCACGCCCGGGGGGAUGGCGAUGGGGGCAGGGGGCGAGGAGGGGCAAUGGGGGGCCGGGCAUGCAGUGCGGAAGCGAAGUGCGGAGCGAGUGGUGUUGCCAGAGGGGAUUCCGGAGGAGGGCGAGGGGGGCGGGGCGGCGGGGAGAGGGGACUGGGAUGGGGGAGGGGAGGAGGAAGGGGAAUGGGAAGGGGGAGGCGGAGGGGGAGGGGGGCGAUCGCUGCUGGCGGACGAGCUGGCGAUGCUGGAGGCGGAGGAUGAGGGGGGCGAGGGGGGGAGAGGAGGGGGGGGGGAGGGGGAAGGAAGCGGCGUGGGUGGGCAAGGGCGUGAGCAGCAACCGCGAGGUGGACGGCAGUGCUGCGGGCGACAGCAGCGCAGGGGCGGGCGACGGCAGAGAGUCUCCCACCCUCUCCGUCCCUCCCCCCUUGUGCAUGGCGCCAUGUGUACCCCAAUGGCCCUCCACCAGCCGGGGCCAGCACUGUCGCCAGCGCCAUGCAGCCCGCUGGCGGGCAGCAGCAGCUUCAGGGGCAGCGCGCUCAGCCCGGGAGGUAGCAGUGCGGGCGGCAGCAGGCAGGGCAGCCGCCAGGGCAGCAUGCAGGGCAGCAUAGAGGGCGUGGCGGGAGGUGGCGUGGGGGCGAUGAGUGGCGGUGGCAGCGGCCCCACGGCCUCGCAGCCCGCCGCCUCCUCCUUCGGCCGCUCCGCCUUCUCCUCCGGCCAGCUCACCCCCGGCAGCAGCUCAGCAGUGGGCGACGGCUUUGACUGCCGCCAGUUCACGGCGCAGCAGCUCGCGCGCGCCACCAAGAACUACGCGCAGGAGAAUCUCCUGGGAAAGGGGUCGUUCGGGGCGGUGUUUCGCGGGGAGAUGCUGGGGUGCCAGGUGGCGGUGAAGCGGCUGGAGGGGCAGGGGUGGCAGGGGCCCGACGAGUUCCGCGUGGAGGUGGAGGUGCUGAGCCGCAUGCGCCACCCCCACAUCGUGCUGCUCAUGGGCUGCUGCACCGAGGAAAUGGCGCUCGUCUACGAGUUCCUCCCGGGCGGCACGCUACAGGACAAGCUGGGCCCGCCCAAGACGGCGGACGCGGUGCGGCUGAGCUGGUCGGACCGGCUGCGCAUAUGUGGGGAGAUGGCGACGGCUCUGAUGUACCUCCACCGCAACGACCCGCCCAUCGUGCACCGUGACUUAAAGCCCGACAACAUCCUGCUGGACGGCAACCUGGCGAGCAAGAUUGGCGACGUGGGGCUGGCGCGGCUGCUGGAGGCGGACGGCUCCACCACCAUGAAGGUGCGCGGCACGCUGGGGUACAUCGACCCCGAGGAGGUGGAGACGUGUGAGAUCAGCGUGCUGUCUGACGUGUACGCGCUGGGGCUCAUCAUGCUGCAGCUGCUGACGGGGCAGCGCGCCGUCAAGGCCGUGCACCGCAUGCUGGCGGAGUGCGCCAAGCACGCCAAGACAGCCCAAGGCAGCCAGCCGGGGCCGGGGGGGGCAGCAGUGGGGGCGGUGGGCGUGGUGAGCAAGUACCUGGAGAGCACGGGCGGCGAGUGGCGCAUGGACCUGGCGGAGGAGGCCGCGGGGCUGGCGCUGCGCUGUGCAGACCGGCGGCGCGAGAACCGGCCGAGCCUCAAGAAAGAGGUGCAGCCGGCGCUGGUGCGGAUCGCUGCGGCAGCGGAGGAGGAGGUCAAGGCACGCAAGAAGCACAGCGACUUGCAGUUCAUCUGCCCCCUCUCCAAGGUAUGCCGUGUCUCGUGUGCUCUCAGAAAACCCACCCUUUGUUGCACACUCACACACGCACUGGUUUCACUCUCACAUGCUGUCGUGACAUUUAUCAUCACCCUUUCCCUCCUCCGUGUUGUGCAUGCAAAUGCCACCACCGUGUGCACACUCUCAAUGCGCACCCUGCCUUGCUCUGCCCUACACACACCACGACCACGGCCACGAUGGCAGGAGGUGAUGAGGGACCCGGUGGUGGCGGGGGACGGGUUCACAUACGAGCGCGAGCACAUCACUCGCUGGAUGGCGUCCUGCACAACUCUCGCCCUCCACGGGGCAGCCCCUGCCGCACACCUGCCUCACCCCCAACAACGUCCUCAAAACGCUCAUCUCCUCCCACAACAUGCGCUGAUCUCAUCCCCUCUCGGCUGCACCCUCGCCUCUCACUCCCUCUACAUACACUGCAAUGCCCUCUCUAUUUUUGCAGCUGGUGGGAGAUGCCUUUUCCAAGGUCCCGGCCUUGCUGUGCUGCACUCUGCACCACUGUGCUCCCUCAAAACGCAUCUCUGA
This is a messenger RNA of Closterium sp. NIES-65, 3558 nucleotides long. The record is from the annotation of a GenBank genome assembly. NCBI's taxonomy places the organism in Eukaryota, Viridiplantae, Streptophyta, Zygnematophyceae, Desmidiales, Closteriaceae.